Molecule: messenger RNA, 306 nt
Organism: Mycosarcoma maydis (corn smut)
Lineage: Eukaryota; Fungi; Basidiomycota; Ustilaginomycetes; Ustilaginales
Exons: 2
Coding region: 1-306 (101 amino acids)
Biological process (GO): protein secretion
Source: RefSeq, a predicted model, not a curated record
AUGCCGAGUUACUUGAUUGGAAGAGUGUUUGACCCGAUGCUUGGACUAGCUACGGGUGCGAUGGCGUAUUUCCUGUGGGAGAACGAUGCGCGCAACUUACACGAGCGUCCACAAGGCCGUUCGCUUCCCGAGCUACUUCGACGAAGGCUAUCUGGCCAACCGCCACCGUCCAGCCUCUACGCCGGACCAGACGCCACGCAGCGAUCCUUGCUUCACAUCCCUUCAGCAUCACACAAGCAUACACCAUCAACCGCCACAUCCACAUCCACAUCCACCUUGGAUAUCAAGCAACAAAGCAACGCAUAA